UGGUCCUCAGCAUCAGCAGCAGCUGCAUCAUCCGGACGGCAGGCUGGAGCCCUGGUACUCGUACACCCACUGGUUCCCCAUGGCUUCGGCCCAUGUGAUGAAGGACGGCGGGCCGGAGCCGAUACCGCGCAUGCAGCCCGCCAUGAUGAUGUUCUCCAGCAAGUACUGGUCCAGGAGGGGGAUGUCUCUGGACUCGGCCAUGUUCGACCAGCACAACCACCACCAUCAGCAGAGGCACACCGGGGGACAGAUGUCCAGACGGACAUCUUUCUGUCCAAUCAACGAGAAGCCUGAUGGCGAAAACGCAGAGGAUUCUGGGAAAACAGCGGUGGUGUUUUCUCUGAAAAACGAGGUCGGCUAUCUGGUCAAAGCGCUCAGACUCUUCCAGGAGAGACGGGUCAACCUGAACCACAUCGAGUCCCGGAUGUCGAAGCGGGUUCCUAACGAGGUGGAGAUCUUUGCCGACUGCAAAUGCAGCAAGAAAGAGUUUAACGAGCUUCUGCAGCACCUCAAAGAUCACGUCAACAUCAUCUCCUUCAACACGCCUGCACAUGUUUGGUCAGCUGAGGCAGAUGAAGAGGACGUUCCCUGGUUUCCCAUGAAAAUCUCAGAGUUGGAUCAGUGUUCACACAGAGUGUUGAUGUACGGGUCGGAGUUGGAUGCAGAUCAUCCUGGGUUUAAGGAUAACGUUUAUCGUCAGCGCAGGAAGUACUUUGUGGAGGUGGCCAUGAACUACAAAUUUGGGCAGCCCAUCCCUCGGAUCGAGUACACCUCCGAGGAGGUGAAGACGUGGGGCGUCGUGUUCCGAGAGCUGACCAAGCUGUACCCGACCCACGCAUGCAGAGAGUACCUGAAGAACCUGCCGCUGCUCACCAAACACUGUGGCUACCGGGAGGAUAACAUCCCCCAGCUGGAGGACGUCUCCCGUUUUCUCAGAGAGCGUUCUGGCUUCACGGUGCGACCUGUGGCUGGUUACCUUUCUCCCAGAGACUUCCUGGCUGGUUUGGCCUACAGAGUGUUUAACUGCACUCAGUACAUUCGCCACAGCACCGACCCCCUCUACACACCAGAACCAGACACGUGUCAUGAGCUGCUGGGUCACGUUCCCUUGCUGGCCGACCCAAAGUUCGCCCAGUUCUCCCAGGAGAUCGGCCUGGCCUCUCUGGGAGCGACGGAUGAGGACGUCCAGAAACUGGCCACGUGUUAUUUCUUCACCAUCGAGUUUGGACUCUGCAAACAGGACGGUCAGCUCAGAGCUUAUGGAGCGGGAUUACUGUCAUCCAUCGGAGAGCUCAGGCAUGCUCUGUCUGAUAAAGCCUGUGUGAAGAUGUUUGACCCAAAGACGACCUGCAACCAGGAAUGUCUAAUCACCACCUUCCAGGAUGUUUAUUUUGUCUCUGAGAGCUUCGAGGAAGCCAAGGAGAAGAUGAGAGAAUUCGCCAAAUCCAUAAAGAGGCCGUUCUCCGUGUACUACAACCCGUACACGCAGAGCGUGGAUCUGCUAAAAGACACGCGCAGCAUCGAGAACGUGGUGCAGGACCUGCGCAGCGACCUCACCACGGUCUGCGACGCCCUCGGCAAGAUGAACACCUACCUGGGGAUCUAAGGCCGAAGCAAAUCCACUGCAAAAAAACUAAAUAUUACCAAGUAUUUUUUAUUUGGUUUCUAGUUUAAAUAUCUUGGUUCACUUGAAAUAAAGCAAAAUGAACUUAUAAGUUACUUUUCACAAGAUGUAGAAGCUUGUAUUUAUGGUGCACUGAUAAAUUAGCCCAGAUUUCCUUAAUUUUGGUAGAUCAGUGAUCUUGUCAACCUCAGCAAAGAUUUAAAAAUCAGCCGCUGUCCUCUUCUGCUCUGCAGUGAGAGGUUUGACUGGCAGACCGGCCCAUCAGAUCAUGUCUGCAGUUAAUAAUAGUCAACCCACUGUUGCCAAUUCAAUGACUUCUUGCUACAUUUAGCAACAUUUCAGACAAAAAUCAUUAUCGGCCAAACUUAAGAUCGGUAAUCGGCGAUAAGCCAGAAAACUGCAAUCAGUGCACCCCUAUCUGUAUUACAUAAAUAAUUCCUUAAUAUUGUCACAAUUUAUGACGAGACAUUUUUCCUUGUUAUAAGUGAAAUAGUCCGCCAGUGGAUCUAGUUCCUUAAACGUUACUUCUAAGUUCAUUUUGUCUUAUUUCAAAUGCACCAAGAUGUUCAACUUGAAACUUGAUAAAAAUAUUUAGUAAAAUUUUGUGUUUUUGCAGUGCAGGAGCUCUGACCGGUCCAAUCAAUUGGUUCUGACUUCAGUCUCUCAGAUUAUCAAGCUGCUUCAAGUGUCUGAUUUCAUCCAGUUAAUGUUCGCUCUGCUCAUGUCAAAUGUCUCCUGUAACUGAGUCCAAGCUGUCAGAAUAAAGUGACGAAUCCCCA
Messenger RNA from Xiphophorus maculatus (southern platyfish), 2403 nucleotides. It is a transcript of the gene tph2, whose product is annotated as tryptophan hydroxylase 2. The record is from RefSeq and is a predicted model, not a curated record. The transcript has 11 exons. Gene Ontology annotation, biological process: aromatic amino acid metabolic process; serotonin biosynthetic process. Lineage: Eukaryota; Metazoa; Chordata; Actinopteri; Cyprinodontiformes; Poeciliidae. Gene Ontology annotation, cellular component: neuron projection. Bases 80 to 1606 code for a protein of 508 amino acids. Gene Ontology annotation, molecular function: tryptophan 5-monooxygenase activity; iron ion binding.